AUGGGUACCCCCCAGGUGGUUCCCCAGUGCAAGGGUCAAAGGGACAGAGGCCGCUCCAACCUUUUCCGAACUCCAGGUCAGGUGGCCGUAGGGCUGUUCCCGGCAGGCAAGGGCCACUGCCCCCAAGGUCUCAGGCCCUGCUCCCGCCCGAUCUCCUUCCAGAGGGAUCAUCGGCAGGUCCUCAGCUCCCUGCUGUCCGGUGCUCUGGCUGGAGCCCUGGCCAAGACCGCAGUAGCCCCUCUGGACCGAACCAAAAUCAUCUUCCAAGUGUCUUCAAAGAGAUUUUCCGCGAAGGAGGCUCUCCGGCUGCUGUACCUCACCUACCUCAACGAGGGCUUCCUGAGCCUGUGGCGCGGGAACUCGGCCACCAUGGUGCGGGUCGUGCCCUACGCCGCCAUCCAGUUCAGCGCACAUGAGGAGUACAAGCGGAUCCUGGGCCGCUACUAUGGAUUCCGCGGAGAAGCCCUGCCCCCGUGGCCUCGCCUCCUGGCCGGCGCCCUGGCCGGCACCACGGCCACGUCGCUCACCUACCCGCUGGACCUGGUCCGGGCGCGCAUGGCCGUGACCCCCAAGGAGAUGUACAGUAACAUCUUCCACGUGUUCAUCCGCAUCUCCCGGGAGGAGGGGCUGCGCACCCUCUACCACGGCUUCACACCCACCGUGCUGGGCGUCAUCCCCUACGCUGGCCUCAGUUUCUUUACCUAUGAGACGCUCAAGAGCCUGCACCGAGAGUACAGCGGGCACCGGCAGCCCUACCCGCUGGAGCGCAUGGUCUUUGGCGCGUGCGCGGGCAUCAUCGGCCAGUCGGCCUCGUACCCGCUGGACGUGGUGCGGCGGCGCAUGCAGACGGCCGGCGUGACGGGCCACCCGCGCAUGUCCAUCGUGCAGACGCUGCUGAGCAUCGUGCGGGAGGAGGGCGCCGUGCGGGGCCUGUACAAGGGCCUCAGCAUGAACUGGCUCAAGGGCCCCAUCGCCGUGGGCAUCAGCUUCACCACCUUCGACCUCAUGCAGAUCCUGCUCCGGCACCUGCAGAGCUAGGCCGGGGCGCCGCGGGGGACUCGAGCCCCUCUUUCCGCCGCCGCCGCCCUCUGGUUGCUUUCCGGAGCCCCCUCUCGGGGCCACGCACAGCCGGGGCACCCAGACCCAAGCCCUACCCGGUUCCCCACGGGGACACCCUAAGUGCAAUGUUGGAACUGGGGCCCAGGGGUCCCAAGCACUUGGCUUUUGCUCCUCCAAGAGGAGCUGACCUGAAGGCCCCAAGGGCGCCACGGGUGUGCUGGCACCGGUCGGGGCACGCCCACCCCCCACGUAUCCGUCAGUGCCCCCACAAGCAGCUUCUUGCCUUGUCUAACCCUCCUGAACCCCAGUCAUCCCGCACCCCCAUCUUGGACCUCAGCUGACUGGGGUGGCCCCCCCUACACUGAGCCCUCUGCUGAGAUUUUUGGGG
Messenger RNA from Suncus etruscus (white-toothed pygmy shrew), 1447 nucleotides. RefSeq names its product solute carrier family 25 member 42 (gene SLC25A42). The record is from RefSeq and is a predicted model, not a curated record. Bases 1 to 1038 code for a protein of 345 amino acids. Gene Ontology annotation, biological process: transmembrane transport. Lineage: Eukaryota; Metazoa; Chordata; Mammalia; Eulipotyphla; Soricidae. The transcript is spliced from 7 exons. Gene Ontology annotation, cellular component: mitochondrial inner membrane.